AUGCUCAGACCUUCCACCAGAUCAUUUUCCGUCGCAGCCAGAUUGGCCAAAUGGAAGGAGGUGCCUUUGGCCCCCCCAGACAAGAUUCUUGGAAUCAGCGAGGCUUACCAGAAGGACUCGAACUCCAAGAAAAUCAACUUGGGCGUGGGUGCCUACAGAGACAACUCCGGCAAACCCAUCGUGUUCCCUUCGGUCAAGAAGGCCGAGACCGUGUUGUUGGAGAAAGAGACCGACAAGGAGUACACAGGCAUCAUCGGCUCCAAGAACUACCAGAACGCGGUGAGAAACUUCAUUUUCAACAACUCCGACAAGGACGCCAACGGCGCCAAGUUGAUUGGCGACAACAGAAUCGUCACCGCACAGACCAUAUCGGGAACCGGCUCCUUGCGUGUCAUUGCCGACUUCUUGAAGAGAUUCUACUCCGUGGAGAAGAUCAUAGUGCCCAAGCCCACGUGGGCCAACCACGUGGCGGUGUUCACGGACGCCGGCAUUUCCGCGGACUACUACGCGUACUACGACAAGAGCAACAACUCGUUGGACUAUGCCAACUUGAAGCAGUCCAUCUCUGCCGCCGAGAACGAGUCGGUGAUUCUCCUCCACGCCUGCUGCCACAACCCCACCGGCAUGGACUUGACUGCCGAGCAGUGGGAGGAGGUGUUGGCCAUCAUCCAGGAGAAGAAGCUCUUCCCCUUGAUCGACAUGGCGUACCAGGGCUUCGCGUCCGGCUCGCCCUACAAGGACAUCUCGUUGAUCCGCAGAAUGAACGAGUUGGUCGUGGAGGGCAAGAUCCCCACGUACGCGUUGUGCCAGUCGUUCGCCAAGAACAUGGGCUUGUACGGCGAGAGAACCGGCUCCAUCUCGAUAGUCACGGAGUCCGCGGCGCAGUCGAGCGCCAUCGAGUCGCAGUUGAAGAAGCUCAUCAGACCCAUGUACUCGAACCCUCCUAUCCACGGCUCCAGAAUCGUCGAGACCAUUUUCUCCGACCAGAACUUGUUGAACGAGUGGUUGGCUGACUUGGACUCUGUGGUGGGCCGCUUGAACGUGGUCAGAGACAAGUUGUACCAGAAGUUGGACAAGACCAACUACAACUGGGACCACUUGUUGAAGCAGAGGGGUAUGUUCAUCUACACCGGGUUGUCUGCCAAGCAGGUUAUUGAGUUGAGGGAGAAGUACUCCGUGUACGCCACGGAGGACGGCCGGUUCUCGAUUUCCGGCGUCAACGAGAACAACGUCGACUACUUGGCCGACGCCAUCAACAAGGUGAUCAGCAAAUAG
Molecule: messenger RNA, 1275 nt
Organism: Metschnikowia bicuspidata var. bicuspidata NRRL YB-4993
Lineage: Eukaryota; Fungi; Ascomycota; Pichiomycetes; Serinales; Metschnikowiaceae
Gene: AAT1
Product: aspartate transaminase
Exons: 1
Coding region: 1-1275 (424 amino acids)
Biological process (GO): biosynthetic process; L-aspartate catabolic process
Cellular component (GO): mitochondrion
Molecular function (GO): L-aspartate:2-oxoglutarate transaminase activity; pyridoxal phosphate binding
Source: RefSeq, a predicted model, not a curated record